Molecule: messenger RNA, 555 nt
Organism: Cryptomeria japonica (Japanese cedar)
Lineage: Eukaryota; Viridiplantae; Streptophyta; Pinopsida; Cupressales; Cupressaceae
Exons: 2
Coding region: 1-555 (184 amino acids)
Source: RefSeq, a predicted model, not a curated record
AUGCAUAACUCAGAGAAAGAAGAGGAAAAAUAUGAGAAUCAGGAAAAGUAUGACUACGACUUGGGGGAAAGAAGGUCAGCCCAUCUUCAGGCUAAAGGGAGAAUUAAUUAUGAGAAAAAUGAGUUUAAACAGGUUAAUACCCCCCUUCGGGAAAUAUAUGAACUUGAUGAGGAAGAGGAUUUGAAGGAUAACCCUAAAGAUGAAGAUUUCCAGGUGAAGGAUGAAGAGAAGAAUGAUAACUCCAAUAAGGAUAUGGAGGAAGAAGAGGAACUACGGAAUGGGAGGAGUAAUUUUGAAAGUGAACCCGAGGAUGAAGAGGAAAGGGAGGAUGAGAGUAGUAAAACGAAAACUAAACAUGAUUCCCUGCUUAGAAGCCCAGUGGACCCUUACAAUUCAGAAGAAGAUGAAAUGGUUAAAUUCUCUCCCAUGUCUACAGAUCAUGAUGAAAGUUAUAAGAUGAAGGGAAUUCAGAGGAAUAAAAAGAAGAAGACUAAGAGGGGCGAGUACGAGCUGAAUGAGGAGGAGGACACAAACCAGGAUGAUACAUGGAUUUAG